Vicia villosa (hairy vetch) is the source of this 3234-nucleotide messenger RNA. RefSeq lists its product as uncharacterized. The record is from RefSeq and is a predicted model, not a curated record. NCBI's taxonomy places the organism in Eukaryota, Viridiplantae, Streptophyta, Magnoliopsida, Fabales, Fabaceae. Gene Ontology annotation, molecular function: DNA helicase activity. Gene Ontology annotation, biological process: DNA repair; telomere maintenance. The transcript has 7 exons. The coding region runs from base 1 to 3234 and encodes 1077 amino acids.
AUGGCAAGGGAUGUUUUAAGGACAAAUUCUUUCACAGAUUUAAAACUCAGGCUUAUUUCUGAUAGAUCCGAAGAUGGCCGUGUUUACAACAAACCUACUGUCUCAGAAGUGGCUGCACUCAUUGUGGGAGACAUUGAUUCUGCUGAUAAAAGGGAUAUCUUAAUUCAGCGCCGCAACGGUGGUUUGCAACGAAUAGAUGAGUUUCACCCAGCAUAUUUGGCUUAUCAGUAUCCUCUUAUAUUUCCUUAUGGGGAAGAUGGUUACAGGAAAAAUAUAAUGCACAGAUAUCGCCAUGAAACUGAGGUCACUAGGAGAAACCGUCAAAGCAUUAAGGAUUGGUUUACUUACCGAUUACAACAACGUCGCAAAGAGGCAAAAACACUACUUUACUCAAGACGCCUAUUUCAACAAUUCUUAGUCGACGGCUAUGCUAUGAUGGAAUCCGAACGACUGAAUUGGUUGAGAGAAUAUCAAUCGAAAUUAAGAGUGGGCAAAUAUAAUAAUUUGGCCGCUCAAACUGAUGGCGAUACAAGAAAUGAACACCAAAAGCGAGGAAACGAGUUGUUCUGCCAUCAACAUUUGUUGGUAGCAAGAGAUAUAUGGAUCAACUAUAUUUUGACGGGAUUGCCACAUGCUCACAUCUUGAUAUUCCUACACCCUCAGAGCAAAUACCCAACACCAUCUGACAUAGACAAGAUCAUUUCUGCUGAAAUUCCCGACCCGACUGUUCAUCCCAAUUUAUACAAAUUGGUUAAGGCACAUAUGAUGCAUGGACCUAGGGAUAUCCGCUGUAUAGGAGAAGAUCAAAAACCUUCACUAUUGAAAAAAAAUGGCUAUGACAGAAUAACAGCAGCAGUUUCAACAAAUAGCAAUCAACCUGUUGAUGAAAUCCAACAAUAUCUCGACUGCAGGUAUGUCUCUCCCAGUGAAGCAUGCUGGCGCAUUUACUCUUACAAUAUUCAUGGCAGAAAACCAGCUGUGGAACGUAUGUUCUAUCAUUUGGUUGGGGAGAAACCUAUAUACUAUACAGAUUAUACACGCAUGGAAAAUGUGCUGGAAACUGCAAGUGUGACUGAAUCAAUGUUUACUGCAUGGCUAGUGGCAAAUGCUAAAUAUGAAGAGGCACAAACAUUAACUUAUGGUCAAUUUGUCUCAAAGUUUGUUUAUCACAAAAAACAGAGAGAAUGGAAACCGCGGAAAAAAGGCUUCACCAUUGGACGUCUCAUAUGGGUUCUGCCAACAACUGGUGAACUGUUUUACCUGCGCAUGAUGUUGACGGUGGCAAAAGGACCAACAACAUAUGAGGAAAUCAGGACCGUGGAUAACAUUCAGUAUGAUACAUUCAGAGAUGCAUACUUUGCAAUGGGAUUUCUUGAAGACGACAAAGAAUACAUAGCUGCUAUAAAGGAGGCAAGUCAUUGGGGGACUGGUCAUUUUCUUCGAAAACUGUUUGUUAUCAUGCUUUUGUCUGGUGCUGUUAAUCGCCCUGCACAUGUUUGGGAACAAACUUGGCUCCUAUUAUCUGAUGGUGUCUUACAUACACAAAGAGCAUUGGCUGCAAAUCCAGAAUUGGUCCUCACACAAGAAGAGUUACAAAAUUUGACUUUAAUAGAAAUUGAGAAAAUGCUUCAAGCAAAUAGAAGGACACUAAAGGAUUUUAGUCCUAUUCCAUAUCCGGAUGCUUAUGUUCUUGAACAGUUGGGAAACAGGCUCAUAUAUGAUGAGCGUAAUUAUGAUACAACAUCAAUGAACUCAGAAUUUGAAAAUCUGUUUGCUGCUCUUACAGAUAAGCAAAGAGGUAUUUAUGAAAAAAUCAUCCACGCUGUGGAGUCUCAGAAACCUACUGUUUUCUUCCUUCAUGGUUAUGGUGGUACCGGAAAAACAUAUAUGUGGAGAACACUCGCAGCUGCUUUAAGAUCAAAACACAAUAUAUGUUUAACUGUUGCAACUAGCGGUAUAGCAUCAUUGUUACUUCCAGGAGGUAGAACUGCACAUUCAAAGUUCAGGAUACCGGUACCAACUAUGGACAAUUCUACUUGCAAGGUUGAAUUCAACGAUGAUGUUGCAGACAUGUUACGACAGACAAAGCUUAUAAUAUGGGAUGAGGCACCAAUGGCGCAUAAGUAUGCAAUAGAAUCGCUUGACAGAACUUUGAAAGAUGUUAUGAGUGCAGACAAAAAUUCAACUGAUGUAUUCGGUGGAAAGGUUGUUGUUUUCGGGGGCGAUUUCAGACAGAUUUUACAUGUCGUCCCCAGAGGCAAUCGUUCCGAUAUUGUACACUGUGCCAUAAAUGCAUCUUACAUAUGGCAUUCAGUUGAGGUAUUAACAUUGACAAGAAACAUGCGGCUACGAACAGGAUCAACACAGACUGACAAAAAUGAGAUAACACAGUUUUCAGAUUGGCUUUUAAGAAUAGAAGAGGGCCGAAUAUCUGAGCCUAAUGACGGCACCGCCGAAAUCAACAUACCACCUGAUAUUCUGAUAACAGAAUUCGAUGAUCCAAUUGUGGCCAUUGUCAAUACCACAUACCCUGAUUUCAUAAAUAAUUUCCAAUGUGUUGAUUACCUUAAAAGUCGAGCGAUACUUGCCUCUACACUGGAGAUUGUUGAUCAGAUCAAUGACCAUAUACUUAACUUGAUUCAAGUCAACAAUGCAGGAGAGAUUCGUGACUACUACAGCGCAAAUUCAGUUGACAAGUCUGAGAUUCAUGACCCAGCAGUAGUUGAUAUCCUCACGCUAGAAUUUCUAAGUUCCCUCCAAACAUCAGGGUUGCCAAACCAUCACUUAAAACUAAAGGUUAGGACACCUAUAAUGCUCAUGAGAAAUAUAGAUCAAGCUGAAGGUUUGUGUAACGGCACAAGGCUGUGUAUAACAAGGAUGGCAGCCCAUGUACUCGAGGCUUCAAUAAUGGGUGGUAAAGGUUUGGGAAAUUUGGUUUACAUACCUCGAAUGGACAUGUCACCAUCCCAAUCACCAUGGCCAUUCAAACUGAAUAGGAGACAGUUCCCUAUUAUAGUUUCCUAUUCUAUGACAAUCAACAAAUCACAGGGACAGUCAUUGGAUAACGUUGGUUUGUACUUACCAAAAGAUGUAUUCACACAUGGCCAAAUUUAUGUCGCAUUGUCAAGAGUAACAACAAAAAAGGGAAUCAAAAUACUGAUACAUGAUGAAGAAAAGAAAUUCAGGGAGAAAACUACAAAUGUUGUGUAUAAAGAAGUUUUUAACAAUGCCUAA